This is a messenger RNA of Exophiala oligosperma, 1620 nucleotides long. RefSeq lists its product as uncharacterized. The transcript is spliced from 3 exons. The record is from RefSeq and is a predicted model, not a curated record. Lineage: Eukaryota; Fungi; Ascomycota; Eurotiomycetes; Chaetothyriales; Herpotrichiellaceae. The coding region runs from base 416 to 1324 and encodes 302 amino acids.
CCUUUAUCCCUCUGUCUGCACUGCACUGCACUGAACUACACAUUCUAUCUUCCUUUUGAGGCUGCGUGUUUGUGUAUCUGUCGUGCCUACAACUGGCACUGCCGUACAUAACUUCUUGUCCUUUUUUUUGCCUUUGUUCUUUGUAUAUACCCUUGGAACUCUUGUUUGCUUGCGAGAUUCACCAAACGCACUCCCCGAGUUUCUAAUUUUGGUGUUUGAUUCGGUCCACUCAACGCUCACACGACCAAACCACACCUUCGAUAGUUACCCACUGAGGUACACAUUUCCUCCCUCUCUCACUCCUUGCUGGACAAGGACCGACUCCGAAUCCGAAUCCGGCAAGCAAGUCGACAUAUUUUUGGGUGCAACUUUGUUCUGCCGUACAAAUGCACUCCCCUUGACGAAACAGAGAACCAUGAUCGUUCGAAGCACCGUCAGACAAUGCCUGACGACGGUCCUCCUCCUCCUCCUUUUUCUACCCUCCUUCGUCCUCUGCGACGCCGACUUCAUCGAUGUACGAACGAACCUGGACCGGGACCGGAGUGGGAAGAGAGGUGACCCAAAGGACAAGUACUUCCACGAGUCGACCUUCCACCCUCACUACGACGGCCGUUUCGCGGCGAAAGAGAUUGGCAAGGAAGAGCGGCUGCCGCACCUGACGGCACUCAUGCAGACCUUCUUGGCCACCAUGGCCGACAUUGGCGCCGAAACUUGGAUCAUGCACGGCACGCUGCUGGGUUGGUGGUGGAACCAAAAGAUCCUACCCUGGGACUCGGACAUCGACGUCCAGGUGUCGGAGCACACGAUCGCAUUCCUGGCCCGGUACUACAACAUGACCGAGUACCACUUCCGACUGCCGGGGGUCGAGAACGGCAGGAACUACCUGUUGGAGGUCAACCCGCACUUCACCAUUCGAGGGGUCGAAGACAGCCUGAACGUUAUCGACGCACGUUGGAUCGACACCGAGACCGGUUUGUUCAUCGACAUCUCGACCGUGAGGGCCAACUACACGGCGAGGGCGGAAGGCGUGGAGGGUGCCUUGAUGUGCAAGGACAGACAUCAUUAUCUGGAGCGAGACAUAUUUCCACUUCGCGACAGCUUCUUCGAGGGCAUUCACGUCAAGAUACCCUUCGAGUAUGCUUAUCUCUUGGAGGAGGAAUACGGCGAGAAAUCUCUGACAUUGACCGUGUAUGAACAUCACCAAUUCAACCAUACGAGCAAGUUGUGGGAGCCUCUUCCCCCCAGCAACCGGAGGCCCUCGAGGAAACGACCGCCCAUGAGAAGACCACCAUUGCCAAAGAAGCCAUUGAACGACAUCAUAUGAGCCCAUCGAAACCCACCCUGUGUAUUCAGAGUUCGUUUGCAUAGCGAAACGGCGUCGGAUCUUUUUUCUCCUUCUGGGUGUCUCAAUUUCGGCGUACGAGCGUUCAAAACCAUUGUAUUUAAACAGGCUCCUUUCUUCUCCUGAUCUUCCCUUUGUAGAAAGGCAAAAAAGAGAUGGAGGAAGGAAAAGAUAAAAACAAGAAAUAAACAUAAAAUAAAGACGAGAACACCUACUCCGUAAGCGGUCCUGCAUGUUUGAACCACAUCAGGAUCCACGUGUAUACACUCUGUGGGUAU